Cheilinus undulatus (humphead wrasse) is the source of this 8418-nucleotide messenger RNA. Its product is annotated as PH and SEC7 domain-containing protein 1-like. Lineage: Eukaryota; Metazoa; Chordata; Actinopteri; Labriformes; Labridae. The transcript has 19 exons. Bases 732 to 3134 code for a protein of 800 amino acids. Gene Ontology annotation, molecular function: guanyl-nucleotide exchange factor activity; phospholipid binding; protein binding. Gene Ontology annotation, biological process: regulation of ARF protein signal transduction. The record is from RefSeq and is a predicted model, not a curated record.
UGGAGUCGCCGUGGAGAACGUAAACUAAUGUCAACCAAGCUGGUGAAAAAUAGCGAAAGAAGCGACAGAAGAGGCAGAAAAGAGGAAGAGUGGACUGUUGGAGGUAACGGUAGACCUCCAGCUGCUGUUUCACUGCUAACGGAGCCAAACCUAACUUAGCUAGCCUUUACUCUGCCUGUGAGCACUCACAUCUGUCUGCGUUAACGGGACCGUUACCGAAUAAUGGACCCACCGGGAGACCCCGAGCCCUCCUUGGUACCACUGAGGGGUUACGGCAGACUCUAGGAAGAUCCUGGACUCAUUCGGGACCCGCUAGACCCCGGAGGUAAGAGACUUCCUGUCGUCAGCUGUCCCGUCUGGCUCCGCCUCCAGCAGCUGAGUCGGACAACGGCUCAGUGACCACUCCAUCCCUGAGGUCACAAAAGAUUGCCCGAGCGAAGUGGGAGUUCCUGUUUGGCGGACCGACUGAGGAGAGUCGCAGUGUUAAAGGCUCCUCUACCCCUCCAUCCUCCCUACACUUACAAACAGCCAAUCAGAGCCAGGGGCGGGACAGGGACAGUCAAAGGUCGUCUCAUCACCAGGUGAAGCAGGUUGAGGUAGACCUGGUGAGUCCCCAGUCCCGAGGCUCCUCCCCCAGGACGGGGAUCAUCCGCAAAACCAUCAAGUACUCGGAGACAGAUCUGGACGCUGUGCCAUUGCGGUGCUACCGCGAGACUGACCUGGACGAGGUGAUGCGGGCGGAGGCUGAAGCAGCAGAUGACGGUGAGGUGGACUCGGCCUUUGGGAGCAACCGCAGCGUCGUGGCGAACUCUGGAUUCAGCCCGACAGAGAAUUCCCCAAAACCUGGGACAGGAGGGGAGAGGGAAGAGGAGGAAGAGGAGGAAGAAGAGGAGGAGGAGGAGGAGGAAGGAGUGGUGAGCUGGGCCAGCGUCCGAAUGCUAGGAGACAAACAGAGACAGAGAGCCACCAAAGACGAGGAUGAGGUGUUUGGUCUGCUGCUGAAGGGGCCUUUGGACGGCUCAUCCAACACACACGGCGGCCUCAAGUCUCCAAUCUCCCUGGGGAGUCCCCGCCGACCCUCAGAGAGCAACCUCGACUCCUUCAGCCGCCAUUUUGAAAGCAUCAUGGAGUCCCAUCGAGCCAAAGGUACCUCAUACAGCAGCCUGGACAGCGUCGACCUCCUGACGUCCGGUUCCACGUCGGUAUUUACCUUCGACCUGCCGACCCUCACCCCUGAGAUUCAGAGUCAGAUUUGUGACAGCGCCAAGCAGAUCAUCGAGCUGAGUUUCGCCCCGCUGGCCCAUCCGGAACUGUCCGCCCCCUCAGAAAGGUCUCGCUCCUCCUUCACCCUCAGCACCUCCGGCCCCGGGCUCCGAGGCGGCUCUAAAGACGACUCUGGACCUCCAGUUAGAUCCAAAUCAGAGAAAGAGACGUGGCGUCGCUCCAUCCUCAAAGACGGCUUUCGCAAGGCGAGCUCAGUCCCGUCACUUAACAGCAGCUCCAGGGAGCGACCUGUGAACCGCCCCCCGGAGCUGCUGUACCCUCAGGCUGAUGUGGCUGAGCGUCUGGCACUCGGUGGCAGCGACGAUGCUUUGGCGAAUGGCACGAAGCCCGACCUGCAGGCUGCCAAACGCCUGGCCAAGCGGCUCUACAACCUGGACGGCUUCAGGAAGUCCGACGUGGCUCGACACCUCGGCAAAAACAACGAGUUCAGCCGGAUGGUCGCUGAGGAGUAUCUUAGUAACUUUGACUUCACGGGUCUGACCAUUGAUCAGGCACUCAGGACAUUCCUGAGGAAGUUCGCUCUUAUGGGGGAGACUCAGGAGAGAGAGAGAGUGCUAGCUCAGUUCUCCAGGAGAUACCGGCAUUGUAACCCCGAGAGUGUAACCACAGAAGACAGCGUCCACACGCUGACAUGUGCCGUCAUGCUGCUGAACACGGAUCUCCAUGGAAACAACGUUGGGAAGAGGAUGUCAUGCAAUCAGUUCAUCUCCAACCUGGAAGGUCUGAACAACGGGAAAGACUUCCCCAAAGAUCUGCUGAAGACGCUGUACAGCUCCAUCAAGAAUGAGAAGCUCCAGUGGACCAUUGACGAGGAGGAGCUGAGGAAGUCCAUGUCCGAGCUCGCUGACGUUCGAACAGACUCCGCCUCCCACACCAUGAAACGCCUUGGGAGUGGAGGAAACCCGCUGGUGGGUGUCGCCCAGCAGGCCGACGGCGAGCUCUACAAAAGUGGCUUCCUGGUUCGUAAAGUCCAUGCCGACCCCGAUGGAAAGAGAACUCCACGGGGUAAGAGGGGGUGGAAAUCUUUCUACGCCAUGCUGAAGGGAAUGGUUCUCUAUCUACAGAAGGAUGAGUACCGUACAGAGCGAGAGCUGACGGAGGACGAUGUGAAGAACGCGGUGUCCAUCCAUCACUCUCUCGCCAUGAGAGCCGCCGAUUAUAGCAAGAGGCCCAAUGUGUUCUACCUGAGGACGGCCGACUGGAGAGUCUUCCUGUUUCAGGCCCCGAAUCAAGAGCAGAUGCAGUCCUGGAUCACACGCAUUAAUGUUGUGGCGGCCAUGUUUUCUGCACCACCGUUCCCUGCAGCUAUCGGCUCCCAGAAGAGAUUCAGUCGUCCUCUGCUGCCGGGCUCCAACACCAAACUGUCCCAGGAAGAACAGGUCAAAUCUCAUGAGAACCGGUUCAGGGCGGUGUCCUCCGAGCUGGCCGACCUCACGGCUUCAGCUCCAGACCGCAAGGUGAAAGGUCGCGAGCUGGAAGAACACAAACUCCGACAAGAGUACCUGGAGUUUGAGAAAACUCGGUACGGUACGUAUGCCAUGCUGCUUCGGGCCAAGUUGUCGAGUGGAGACGAGGACCUAUCAGCAUUUGAAUCUCGGCUGUUUGAUGAUGGCGGCUUGCAGAGGGCGCACUCCAGCCCUUCACUGCCUCAGGACGUUGCCAAAAAGGAGAAGACUCGUGGGUCCAAGACAUCCAAAAGCUUAAAGGUCACUUCCUCUUCAUCAACCUCAACCUCAACCUCCAAGACCAGCAGCAGCGUUAAAGAGGGAAGCAAGAAGAAUGGCGGUGGCGGAAACAACCAGCAGCUGGAGCAGCAGAAACAGAGCAGCAAACAGGAAGCAGCUCCGUAAGGAGUCAGAUUUGACUCUUAGGAACAUGAAGGAACAUGAAGAGUCAAAGGCAGCAGGCUGACAUCCUCCUUUAAACCUUUUCUGUUUAACCUCAGAUCCUGAUUGGCUGAGGGGAUACCCCUCCAUAGCCCAUCUGAGACGUACGAGGUGAGCGGUGAGAAAAGGCCCUUCUUGAAGGGGAACAGAUGAUUGAAGCAUUUGUUUCUGAUGUGGUAAAGGUUGAUCUGAAAACCAUCUGUCACUUUAUUUCAAACUUCAGCAGAUCAAACCGUAACACCACAACCAGUUUCACUUUCAACGCUUCAUUUCAAACUAGCGCAGGUCAAACCAUAACACACUUAAAGCUUCAUUUAAAACUGGAGCAGAUCAAACUGUAACACCACUAAAGCUUUAUUUCAGACAGCAGCAGAUCCAGCUGUAACAUCAUGUCCAGUUUCACUAACAAAGCUUAAUUUCAGACUGCAGCAGAUUAAACUGUAACCCCACUAAUGCUUUACUUCAAACUGCAGCAGAUCAACCAUAACACCUCUAAAGUUUCAUUUGAAACUGGAGCAGAUCAAACCCUAACACCACUAAUGCUUUAUUUCAAACUGCAGCAGAUCAAAAUGUAACACCAUUUCCAGUUUCACUAUCAAAGCUAUAUUUAAAACUGCAGCAGAUCAAUCCAUAACACCACAGCCAGUUUCACCACUAAAUCUUAAUUUCUCCCACUUCUUGUGUUUUAGAGACUUUGCUGAGGUGUUUUUGUGGGACUGUGUGGUUCUGUUUUUGUGGAUCUGAAGUCUGGGUAAGGCAGCUUUGGAGGCCACUGUCUGAAUCCGUCUGUAGGUACUUUAUUUUUCUGUAUCGGCGACAAACAUUGACCUCCUGCAGCGCCAUCGCUCUGCUGCUCCUAGCAACCAACGGGGGAGCAUGUUGCCAUGCCGACCGCAUAUGACGGACAGAGUGUGAGGGACUGUUGCUGUGGCGACCAAAUAGAGAGAAAGGGUGGUGAGGGGUGAGACGGUGGAGUCAGGACUCCCCCGGCUAAACGAACAAACAGACGGAGGCUGCGGCGAUGCGUCAGAGACGAGCAGGAACACACACUCCUCCGCUCUUCACUGAUGCCGUUUGUUUCUAACCAGAGGAAGGACAGCAGCAUUAGCUCCCACUGUGGUGGAGAUCGUCAACAUGCUGUAUGGAGGCUCAUUAGGGACACUAAACCACUGAGUGAGCGUUACAUUUAUAUCUACACUCAUAUCCUGAUAUCCCCCUCUAAUUCUGCUGAUGGAUCAUAAUAGUCUGUUUUUUUAGGCCUUUCUGAUUCAGAGGGAGCAGAGUCUGCACGUCUAAAAGAAUCUGAAAACUAUCACUUUUAUCCUCUUCUGUACGGCUCUUUAACCAUAGAGCCACACAGAACUUUCAAAAUGUCCUGAAAUAACAGAAUGAAAUAUUUUGAUCAGAAUAAUCCAAUCAUUAUUUCAGUGUUUCUGCUCACACAGCUGGUUUUGUUCUUAAUGAACUUCCUGUUUUCUUUGAAUGCUGAAAAUCUGCUGGAGACUAACACAUGUUUGAAUCCGUCCAUUUAACUUUUGAUUGGCUCCCUGCUGAUGGAGGUGACCAGGAGGGAACCAAUCAGACUCUUAUUUAAAGCUUUUGUUGUCUCAUGCUGAAAUGAUCAUUUAUUGAUCAGUAAUCAUCUGAUUUCAAAAGGCUACCAAAGUUCAUUCCAUGAAGUCAAACUAUUGAUCAUCCUGGUCAAAUACUAUUUCUACAAUACGAGAGAAAGCUGUUCAAUUAUUCCUGGAGCUGAAAUCCUGCAGUGGAGGCUUAAAAACAUGAAAGAUUUUAAAAAAGCAUUUCCAAACACGAUGGUGGGCUAACCCCCACCAGAGACAGAAAUCCUACCCCCAUUGUUGGGCAGUUUAGAGAAACUGCCAUUCCUUACUUGUUUCCACUUCCACUUUCCAAAUGUUGCCAACACUUUUUUGGUGGCUCUGGUUCCAGAAGUAGAAUUUUCCAUUUGAAUCCCCCCAUUGAUAAUUAAAAAAAAAUCCUUAUUACAGCACUUUGAAUGCAUGCUAUCUAGCUACCUGAGUCUUCAUGUCUGUAAAACAUUUGUUUGGCCCAAAACACCAUUUGACAUAGGAGAAAUGAGGGAAAGGUACAAGACUGUGUACAUAUUCCUUUAAAAGUAUGAAGGAACUACAUAUACCACAAUCCAUUGUGUUUAAUUUAAAACAUUGUUAAUGAUAGUUUUUUAAGCUUUUAAAGCACAUACAUGUACCUCUUCUCUACACUAAUCUUUAUUGUAGUGUUUACAUUUUAGAUAAUAAUGUUGUAAUAUAUCUUACUUUGAGUAUUUAUUUCUUCAUACUGCAACAGUAUGUAUUGCCGUCUCCAUUGUAACUGAAGACUCCACCCAUUAGAGACAUUGCUGCGUCACUCAAGGAUUGUGGGUAUUGUAGUAUUUUUGGCUGAGAUCACAAAAAAACUGUUUUCUUAAAACCAGGUUGAUAUUUGACCAACUUUUGUCCUCUACAGGAGCAUUAACUGUUGUUUCACACUCAGGUAGCUUGGGUCAGACUGACUUGGGUAUUUCUGACAAUAUGGCUAGUAAUCAGAUCUGGUAUGGAGAAAAUGAAUGGGAGUUUUACUUCCAGAACCACACUGUUGAGCUCUAUUUGGCAAAAAUGGAGGGAAGAAGCUCUCCAACAUGAACAUUCCGUCCUCUGUCUUUGACGACGUCAACCUUUGAAGUCUUUAAAAGGCUUUAGAAAGAUGAUGUCAUCAAAUGUUAUGAAACAUUCAGUCAGUCCAGUCUAGUCAUUCCAGUCUUACCAGUAUACCACAUGGUUUAUUAUCUUAGUAGCAUAUCGGUAUAUAAUUUAGAAUGCUUUCUCCCUGGAUGAUCUAGAACAAUUUAGUAGAUGAUCUAGAAAAUAUGCUAGGGGGAUGUAGAGUGUUUUCUCUCUGAUGAUCUAGAUCAUUUGUUCUGGAUGAUCUAGAACAUUUGCUCUGGAUGAUCUAGAACAUUUGCUCUGGAUGAUCUAGAACAUUUGCUCUGGAUGACCUAAAAUGUUUGCUCUCUAGAUGAUCUAGAACAUUUGCUCUGGAUGAUCUAAAAUGUUUGCUCUCUAGAUGAUCUAGAACAUUUGCUCUGGAUGAUCUAAAAUGUUUGCUCUCUAGAGGAUCUAGAACAUUUGCUCUGGAUGAUCUAGAACAUUUGCUCUGAAUGAUCUAAAACAUUUGCUCUGGAUAAUCUAGAACAUUUGCUCUGGAUGAUCUAAAAUGUUUGCUCUCUAGAGGAUCUAGAACAUUUGCUCUGGAUAAUCUAGAACAUUUGCUCUGAAUGAUCUAAAACAUUUGCUCUGGAUAAUCUAGAACAUUUGCUCUGGAUGAUCUAAAAUGUUUGCUCUCUAGAGGAUCUAGAACAUUUGCUCUGGAUGAUCUAGAACAUUUGCUCUGAAUGAUCUAAAACAUUUGCUCUGGAUGAUCUAGAACAUUUGCUCUGAAUGAUCUAAAACAUUUGCUCUGGAUAAUCUAGAACAUUUGGUCUGGAUGAUCUAGAAUGUUUGCAUUCUGGAUGAUCUAGAACAUUUGCUCUCUAGAUGAUCUAGAACAUUUGCUCUGGAUGAUCUAAAAUGUUUGCUCUCCAGAGGAUCUAGAACAUUUGCUCUGGAUGAUCUAGAACAUUUGUUCUGGAUGAUCUAAAAUGUUUGCUCUCUAGAGGAUCUAGAACAUUUGCUCUGGAUGAUCUAAAAUGUUUGCUCUCUAGAGGAUCUAGAACAUUUGCCCUCUAGAUGAUCUAGAACAUUUGCUCUGGAUGAUCUAAAAUGUUUGCUCUCUAGAGGAUCUAGAACAUUUGCUCUAGAUGAUCUAGAACAUUUGCUCUGGAUGAUCUAGAACACUUGCUCUGGAUGAUCUAGAACACUUGCUCUGGAUAAUCUAGAAUGUUUGCUCUUGAUGAUCUAGAUCAUUUGCUCUGGAUGAUCUAGACUGUUCUUUCUAGAUUAUCUAGAACACUUGUUUCUUUGUUUUCCCUCCAACUUGUUGAACCUUGGAUCGUUUCAGAAGCUCCUCAUUGUGCAUGUAAAGCUGCUCUUCAUCGCUGGACCUAUCUGGAUCUGCUGGAAUCAGUUUUGUUGAUUCCUGAUGAACAGGAUUGUCUCGUCUUUUUUGUUUGUUAAGACACUUUAAAAGUCCACAGAGGACUGAACCAUCAGACAAUUUAAAGGUACGCAGAGAACCGUUGGAUUUUUGUUUACUGGUAGAAAGCCAGCACACAACCGUGCCACUUUCUUCACACAUGGUGUAACAACGCCGACCCUCAACGCCAGGGUGGUGUCCGUUGUAAGCUUUGACCUUGUGUAAUGACAGAAACAGGCGGCUAUUACAUGUUUCUCUGACAUGGUAGGUGUUGGUGUAAAACUGUUACGAGCGGCUUUCCUGUCCAGGUCUAGGGCUGGAAUGCCGUCAGUGAGAUCAGAGCUAUCGUGGCUCCCUCCAACAUUGUGAGGGUCUGUUCUGGACUGAAUAGUGCUUGACUGAAUGGGCAGAAUUUGAUGAAGGACAUCGUCUGGUCGUAACGUGCACAACAGACCUUUAGACCUGCCACAGUUAUAUGCAUGUUAGACUGAUCGUUGGACUGGUCAUUGGCCUGGCUGUUGGACUGAUCUUGGCCCGGCCAUUGGACUGGCUGUUGGACUGGUCCUUAGACUGGUUGUUGGACUGGUCUGCCUAAUUCUGUCCCUCAGUCUCUCCUCUCUCCAUGCCCUCAGAUAAGCAUAGACUUGCUGGUGGAUUCAGGAGAACCGAGCCGCCGCUGAGACGCUCCCAGCCAGCAGAGUUGGUGUAAAUGCUGCGGCUGUGCUGUGGACCCACAGGGUCAUAUUUACUCCUCAGAUAUCCUGUAACACUUGUGUAUUUUGGGUGUAUUUGUUGCACUGUGCAAUGUAAAGCAGCAUAGGAUGAACUCUAAAAGUCAUGGCCGCUUUCAGCUCCUUGUCCGUGUCAAACCUUGUAAAUAAAGUUCACUUUGAGAAGCCAUAUCGUAGUUGGGCCGACCGCCUAGCUAGUCUUUAGGGCACUUUGUUUUGGAUAUUUUAGAGUGACGCCGAUGUGAAACCUCCUGACAGGGGGCCAAUCCUCCACUUUAUUUAUUCUGUUGGUUGUUCCAGAUCAACCACAAAGACUGAAUCUAGUUUCUGUGAAAGUUUUUUUUUUCUUUGGGCUUCGCUGCGGUCUAAAUGUUCGCCGCCGGCUGGCCAAUCCAUAGCUGUACAUACUGUCCACUUCCUGUGAG